GUGGCUCCUCCACGCCACCAAGCUGGGAUCACCUGGGCGGUAUCCUUACUGAAGUCGGCACAACUUUGAACGCAUUUGCACUAGACAUGACGUUUGAGAAUGCCGAGCUGCUGCAUUACUACUUGCGACGCGUUAUCCCAAACCUUGUAUCCAUCGACGGUGAAACCGAGCCAGUGGUCUGGAAAAACAACGUGCUGCCAUGGCAGCUCCAGAGUCCGCUAAUGCCCCAGAUUGCGCUCCUCAUGGCAGCCACGACCAGAGGUCUCGAACGGGGCACGAUGAAGGACACAUUCGCGAUCAAGGCAAAGGUGCUUAACUGCAUCAAUGCGUAUCUAGCCACUUCGACUCCAGUCACAUUCCAGGCGGUCGCUGCUGAGGCAGUAGGGUGUAUCAUGAGUAUGGUAGUAACGGAGUGGUUCUGGGGGUCAGAGGAAGGCAUGCGAGCUCACCACAGAGGCAUCAAAGAGUUGAUCAUACUUUGCGGAGGCAUCAGCCGGCUCAAUGAUGCAGUGCGGAGGUCCAUUACGGUUCUUACUGACUACGAAAUCGCUUGCGGCUUCGAGGAGGACCUCUGCUGGCAGCAAGGCGACCCGAUGUAUAAACAAGCCUGGGUGGUCCCGAUCUCUUGGCCCGCAGGAUUCGACAGUCCUCUCGUCGACAGCCCAUACACUUUCCGCGAAAAGCAGGCCGAGUUGGGAAUCACCUCAUCCGCGGCUGCCAUUCUGGACGAUGUCCGGUUUCUCACAAACUCGAUUACCGCACUGACGUCCGCCACUCCUGCGUCAAAGUUAAAGAUACAGACCACUGCUUCCUGGCUCCAUCGCAGAUUGAAAGAGGCAUCUGCUACCGAAAAGAAUGGUGCUCCUGAUGCAUUGGCAGAGACUGUCCGCCUUGCAGGUCUCGUCCACAGCUACUCGAUCAUGACUAUCACGCCGUUCUCUCAGUACCCGGAUCUUUCCGUGCUAGCGGCGCUAUCCGACGCAGCGCUGAGAGUACCACUGACGACCUGGAGGGAUAUUCCGGGCAUAUACCUGUGGGUCUUGCUGGUGCUGUGUCCCAGCACGAAAGCCGACAUGCGCGGCAAGUACAUCAGGAGGAAGAUGGCUACUACUGGCCUGUCUAUUGGUUUUGAGGAUUUCAUCUUUUCCAUCGGCUGCUUGAGGUCUUGUUGGCAAGUGCAGAGGUGGAUUGCCCAUGGCGGUGAUACUCUUUGCUGGCUGACUGGGCAGACGACAGAGUUUGACUGAGCAUAUAGUUUCUUCAAAAGCGCCACAGAAUGAAACGGCGCUUCAUUCACUAUGACCCUUGAGCAAGAUACUCCAAUACAAAUAAUGAGUGGUUCGAUUUGGCCAGAACACCCAAUGUAUCACAGAUAUCUUAUCAUUAUAGGAGUAUAAAAUCAGCCUCCCAAUGCCGGUCUCAUUUCCUGAAG
Messenger RNA from Microdochium trichocladiopsis, 1432 nucleotides. RefSeq lists its product as uncharacterized. Lineage: Eukaryota; Fungi; Ascomycota; Sordariomycetes; Xylariales; Microdochiaceae. The coding region runs from base 87 to 1247 and encodes 386 amino acids. The record is from RefSeq and is a predicted model, not a curated record. The transcript is spliced from 4 exons.